Chionomys nivalis (European snow vole) is the source of this 1225-nucleotide messenger RNA. RefSeq names its product NFKB inhibitor beta (gene Nfkbib). Gene Ontology annotation, biological process: signal transduction; cellular response to lipopolysaccharide. The record is from RefSeq and is a predicted model, not a curated record. The coding region runs from base 82 to 1167 and encodes 361 amino acids. Gene Ontology annotation, cellular component: cytosol. Gene Ontology annotation, molecular function: protein binding. Lineage: Eukaryota; Metazoa; Chordata; Mammalia; Rodentia; Cricetidae. The transcript has 6 exons.
CAGGGCGGAAGCACUGGAGCUCACGGCAAAGCCCAGCGACUGGCGGGCGACCACAGGGGGCCACCCGAGGUGGCUGGGGCCAUGGCCGGGGUCGCUUGCUUGGGAAAAACUGCGGACGCCGAUGAAUGGUGCGACAGCGGCCUAGGCUCUCUAGGUCCCGACGCAGCGGCUCCCGGAGGACCAGGACUGUACGCAGAGCUGGGCCCGGAGCUGUCGUGGGCGCCCCUGGUCUUUGGCUACGUCACUGAGGAUGGGGACACGGCCCUGCACUUGGCCGUGAUACAUCAGCAUGAGCCCUUCCUGGAUUUCCUCUUGGGCUUCUCCGCCGGCACUGAGUACCUGGACCUGCAGAAUGACCUAGGCCAAACAGCCCUGCACCUCGCAGCCAUCCUGGGGGAGGCAUCCACGGUAGAGAAGUUGUAUGCAGCCGGUGCAGGAGUGUUGGUGACUGAGAGAGGGGGCCACACCGCACUGCACUUGGCCUGCCGCAUGAGGGCACACACAUGUGCAUGCGUGCUGCUCCAGCCCCGCCCCAGACGUCCAAGGGAUGCCUCAGAUACCUACCUCACUCAGAGCCAGGACCCUGCCCCAGACACCAGCCAAAACCCUGUUGCUGUGAACCCUCAACCUAACCCAGAGAACGAAGAGGAGCCAAGUGAUGAAGACUGGAAGCUGCAGCUAGAAGCAGAAAACUAUGAGGGCCACACCCCACUCCACGUAGCUGUCAUCCACAAAGAUGCAGAGAUGGUCCAACUGCUCCGGGAUGCUGGAGCUGACCUCAAUAAACCGGAACCCACGUGUGGCCGGACCCCUCUGCACCUGGCGGUGGAAGCCCAGGCAGCCAGCGUGUUGGAACUUCUCCUGAAGGCCGGUGCUGACCCCACCGCCCGCAUGUAUGGGGGCCGCACCCCACUUGGUAGCGCCCUGCUUCGGCCCAACCCCGUCCUUGCCCGCCUCCUCCGUGCACAUGGAGCCCCUGAGCCUGAGGAAGAGGACGAUAAGCUUGGCCCUUGCAGCAGCAGCAGCAGCAGCAGCGACAAUGACAGCGACGACAGAGAUGAGGGCGAUGAAUAUGAUGACAUCGUGGUCCACAGUGGCAGGAGCCGAAACCGGCUACCUCCCUCCCCAGCACCCAAACCUCUUCCUGAUGACCCCAACCCCACCUGACUUAAGUUUUAAUAUUAAUAUAAUUUCCAGUUUAAUAAAACUUUAAAGCUGACAAGCA